Messenger RNA from Ctenocephalides felis (cat flea), 993 nucleotides. Its product is annotated as serine/arginine-rich splicing factor 7-like. Bases 140 to 808 code for a protein of 222 amino acids. Gene Ontology annotation, biological process: mRNA splicing, via spliceosome. The record is from RefSeq and is a predicted model, not a curated record. NCBI's taxonomy places the organism in Eukaryota, Metazoa, Arthropoda, Insecta, Siphonaptera, Pulicidae. The transcript has 3 exons. Gene Ontology annotation, molecular function: RNA binding; zinc ion binding. Gene Ontology annotation, cellular component: nuclear speck.
CGCCAAUGGCAUUCGAGGUCGAUCGCGUCGAUUGUUUUUUCGGUUUCAUUCCGCCAUUUUGUGCCGACUGUUUAUGGCGUUGCUGAAGUGAAAUAGUGAUCAUAAGAAAUAGUUAUUCCUUGUGUUAAGGAAUAUCAUAAUGUCGCGUUACGGCUCAGAGUGUAAGCUGUACGUCGGCGACCUGGGAAAUAAUGCAAGUAAACAAGAAUUAGAAGAUGCUUUCGGAUAUUACGGACCCCUUCGCAAUGUUUGGGUUGCACGAAAUCCUCCAGGCUUUGCUUUCGUAGAGUUCGAAGAUCCUAGAGAUGCUGAGGAUGCUGUACGCGGCUUAGACGGCAGAACGAUAUGUGGUAGAAGAGCCCGCGUCGAAAUGUCCAAUGGCAAAGGAAAUCGAGGAUAUGGAAGAGGACCUCCACCUAGAAGCGGCUCAACAAGGGGACGACCAUUCCAUCCAGAUGACAGAUGCUAUGAAUGUGGCGAUCGUGGACAUUAUGCCCGUGAUUGUAACAGGCAUGGCAGACGAGGAGGAGGAGGACGCCGAAGGUCUAGGUCUCGUUCUCGAUCAAGAAGCCGCUCACGGGAUCGCCGUUCUCGUUCUAGGAGUAUGUCAAGAUCCAGAAGCAGGUCUCGUGGAAGAAGCCGUUCGCGAAGCAAGUCUGCCCGUCGCAGUCGAUCUCCAAGACACAGCAAAAGCCCAAGGCGUUCUCACAGCCGAGACCGCAAAUCUAAUAACAGGUCUGUUUCUAGAUCUCGUUCACGGUCUAGGGAUAGGGAUGGUGAAAAUAUGAAUGGAGAUAAUCAUGAUUAGAUUAUGUGUGCAUCAGUGAUUUAUAUAUGUUAUCAAUAUGACAUCAUUAGUGGUUAGUUCAUUAAUGUAUAUUUUAACUUUACUUUGGGAGCAUAUAUAUUAUAUGUUUCGUGGUAUGAAUUUAAAAUUAGUUCAUCUGUCUUAAUUAUUAUUGAAAUAAAAAUUAUGUGCUAUUUAAAUGUAUG